This is a messenger RNA of Cornus florida, 872 nucleotides long. RefSeq lists its product as uncharacterized. The record is from RefSeq and is a predicted model, not a curated record. The coding region runs from base 213 to 692 and encodes 159 amino acids. NCBI's taxonomy places the organism in Eukaryota, Viridiplantae, Streptophyta, Magnoliopsida, Cornales, Cornaceae. The transcript has a single exon.
UCCACACGUACCUUCUGUUCAAACUUGUACUCAUUCAAAUAAUCGCUUCUAUGUCAACUCUAUAAAAACCUCCAUCUCCAUUUCCAUCUCCAUCCCAAUCCAAAACUCUCUCUCCUCACUUUCUCUCUCUAAAAUUGUCUGAAAAUUUUCUCUCACAAAUUCAUUCAUCCAAAACAGUGAUACUAUUACACACAGCGAAUACAAGAGCAAAAAUGAGGAGCAAAGCAAACAACCAAAACAAGUUCAUGCGCUUCAUUACAAUACCCAUUAGGGUUUUGAGCAAAGCAAAGGAUUUCUACGUCCGAAGCUUGACAGAUUGUGCCGAAAAGGUCAGCUACGGCAACAUGAUGGGCGGUCCGGCUGCGCAAGUUUCCUCCUUGCCCAAGAGCUUCAGUGUCAACUCGUCGAGGUCCAACGACAGCGAUGAUCUCAGGGAGCUCAACAGAGCUAGCUCUACAAAGAGCAUGGGGGAUAGGGUUGACAUGGACAAUAAGUAUAUGCAGAGACAGAUGAGGCAGCCGACGAAGACGUCGUCGACGGUGGUGCCGAGGAGCUGCAGUGUUGGGAUGGGGAGGAUUGAUGAGGACAGCCCUUGUGAUUUCAGUGAAGAUUACAGUUUUGGUGUGAAGGCAAAUUUGAUGUAUCCAAGAAGCAGAAGCCAUGCUGUUAGCAUAAGAAGUGUUGUUUUCUAGGGUUGGAUGAAAUUUGUGUGGAGAUAAUGCAGAAAGGGGAGUUAAAUUAUACUCUCUCAAUGUACACAAAUUGAUUGUUUCAUUUUUUUUUUUUUUUUUUUUUAAAUUUUUUGUUUGAAGGUAUGGUUCAAGUGUGAUGUUGUAUGAAUUAAGGAAAUGCAUAUAUAUUUUCUUUGCUUA